This is a messenger RNA of Argiope bruennichi, 1635 nucleotides long. It is a transcript of the gene Lcch3, whose product is annotated as gamma-aminobutyric acid receptor subunit beta-like. The transcript is spliced from 9 exons. Gene Ontology annotation, biological process: signal transduction; nervous system process; regulation of membrane potential. Gene Ontology annotation, molecular function: GABA-A receptor activity; neurotransmitter receptor activity; extracellular ligand-gated monoatomic ion channel activity. NCBI's taxonomy places the organism in Eukaryota, Metazoa, Arthropoda, Arachnida, Araneae, Araneidae. Gene Ontology annotation, cellular component: GABA-A receptor complex; membrane; neuron projection. The coding region runs from base 27 to 1430 and encodes 467 amino acids. The record is from RefSeq and is a predicted model, not a curated record.
UGCAGCCUCCGCACGUGCACCUUGCAAUGUGUCGUCGAUCUGUACUUCCGCUUUUGGUCACGUUAAUGUUUCUUAGUUCAGGGUGUUGUCGGCAAGUUGAAACCCCAGCACAGUUGGACAACGUUACCGAUAUACUCAAAACUAUUUUGGAAGGAUAUGACAUACGUCUCAGACCUAAUUUUGGAGGCGAUCCCCUCUACAUUGGGAUGGAUAUGGUCAUCGCCAGCUUCGAUAGUAUAUCGGAAGUUAAUAUGGAUUAUACGUUGACGCUUUAUCUGAACCAAUUCUGGACUGAUGAACGUCUCAUCUUCAGCAAGGAAAACUAUGAGUUAACCCUGUCUGGUGAUUUUGCAGAGAAAAUAUGGGUCCCAGACACAUUUUUUGCAAAUGACAAGAACUCAUUUUUGCAUGAAGUUACAGAAAAGAAUAAAAUGGUCCGACUGAAGUCAAGUGGAGAUAUUGCAUAUGGAAUGAGAUUUACGACUACACUGGCAUGCAUGAUGGAUCUUCAUUACUAUCCCUUGGACACACAGAAUUGUACAGUUGAAAUCGAAAGUUAUGGUUACACUGUUGCUGAUGUAGUUAUGUAUUGGACUAGCACUCCAGUUGUUGGAGUGGAUGACGCCGAACUACCACAAUUUUCCAUCAUAAAGUAUGAAACUACAAACAGAAUGGAGAAACUUGCAACAGGGACAUACCAGAGAUUAUCACUGAGCUUCGAACUGAAGAGAAAUAUUGGAUAUUUCAUCUUUCAAACAUAUUUACCGUCCAUACUCAUUGUCAUGCUGUCAUGGGUAUCGUUCUGGAUUAAUCACGAAGCGACAUCAGCUCGAGUAGCACUUGGUAUUACCACGGUGUUGACCAUGACCACCAUUAGCACAGGAGUCCGUUCGUCGCUGCCUCGUAUUUCUUAUGUCAAAGCUAUCGACAUUUACUUGGUGAUGUGCUUCGUGUUCGUAUUCGCAGCCCUGCUGGAGUAUGCUGCCGUCAACUACACUUACUGGGGAGCCAGAGCUAAGAAGAAGACAAAGAAGGAAAACAAAGCAAAUGAUACAGUAUGCCCAAAUGAAGAAAUCAUCGAGCUACAAGAUGUAAGGAUGUCCCCCAUUCCUUGUUUGCGGAAGAGGAAGUCUCUGAGCAACGCCACCAGUGAAACGGAGGCCAUAUUUCCGCCAUCUUUGCGCAUGAGUAACUUGUCUUUACGAGCUCCCUACAGCCCCAGAAUUCCGACCGGGAUGGUGCGGCGUACCAGGAUGGAAUACAGCCGCAGGCCAAAGGUUAUCCAAGCCUUGAAGAAAAGAGCCAAUGCACUCAAGGCAUCCGUUCCUCGAAUCAAAGAUGUCAAUAAAAUAGACAAAUAUUCUCGGGUUAUAUUCCCAGUCUCCUACUUAAUCUUCAACGCCAUCUAUUGGUGCUUUUAUUUGUUCUAAAGUUGAAUCAUUUAAUGAAGAUUAUUUAAUUUAUGACCAAAAAAAGUGUGGGAAUUUGGUUUUUGAUCGCAGAACAGAUUGAGUGAAUUUGAGUAUUAAAAUGCGGAUUUUUUUAAUUAUUAUUUUACCCUGUUUUUUACUUUUUUUGGAGGCCUAAAUUAAUGAAUGUAACAACAUUGUAUUUUUCAUAAAUUAUUUUGUAAUG